Molecule: messenger RNA, 860 nt
Organism: Camelina sativa (false flax)
Lineage: Eukaryota; Viridiplantae; Streptophyta; Magnoliopsida; Brassicales; Brassicaceae
Source: RefSeq, a predicted model, not a curated record
CAAACUAUUAAAGAGAGCGCCUGAGAGAAAGUACAAACAAAAAAACAUUCGGUAGAGGAAAUCCGUAGAUUAGACGAAACGAAUCUCCAAGGAAACCUCCUCCUUUCUUGGUAUGUGUACGUAUGCGGUGCCUCCAUCAUCUCUAGCGAAUGUUUCGUACUUUGAUAGAUACUUCGUGUUAAGCAAAGCUCACGUUUUAGUGGUUUCUAACAUCAUCCAUAACCGAGGACGAAGAUGCAGCAUGGUGGAAACAAGAGUGGGGGGAAGUCCAAUGUGUGGGCUAACGCUAAUUUGACUAAGACAAUGGCAGCUUUAGACGAGUUCAAAUCUGGAUUCCCAUCAGGCGGUUUAACAACUGUAUCAAACAAAUGGUGGGGAAGGCCAGAGAAAGAUGGUGGAGAAGAGAUUACUGAAGAUGAUGUCAAGGACGAAGCAGCUUCGGAGAAGCAAAGUUCUUUGGUAGCUAUUAGGAAAAGAAUCGCGGAAGAAGGAAGGGAAGCUGUUGAACAUGGUCUGCGUCAAGGAUUUGGUUCAAGAAAACCAGACAAGAGAGAUCAUGCCCUACUGUUUCAGAUCUUCGAGUCUUCACUGCCAAAGGAUUGGGUUACUGAUUCUUCCUAAAUUCGUUUUAAUAUGUUUAGAAAAGAGUUUUCCUCUUAAAAUUAUGCUCUGUUAUAUGUUGUAAUGCGCAAGUAGCCUGCAACUAUGUACUAUAUUUGUAAUCGAAAGGAUGAAGAACAUUCUGUAAUGUUGUAAUAGUAUUCACUGGGUCAUAGGACACCAAGAAACCAAUAAUGUAGUAUUGCUUUGAGGUCAUUUAUCAAAGUGAUUUGGAAAUACAACAGAAAGACUUGCGAUCU